AUGGCUUUCCCAGCUGAGGUGGGUAUAGGUGCAUCAUCUAUGAACUUUAAGCUGAAUUUAGUACUGUUGUAGAAUUUGAAUUUAUACUGGACUUUUAUGGAGAACAAUCUUUUCAUUUCCAGUUACAUUUGGUGCAUUUCAAUACAAAAUAUUCCUGCGUUCUUGAAGGCAAGAAGCAUCCUGAUGGUCUGGCAGUUCUUAGCGUGCUUCUUAAGGUAGGAAGUUUAUAUUCAGUCAAUCUAAUUAACAUAAUAUACGACAUUACAAGAAAGACUCAACCAGUCUGUGUCCAAGGUUGUAUAAGCUUUGUCUCAAGUUCGAUGCUUUAAUAUUAAAUUCCGAUAAUUUUUACUGUUUAAAUUACUUUGUAAUUAUUUCGAUUAAAUAAAUUCUCUUCACAGCAAGGAUACAACAACAACAAUUACAAUUUUCUAAAUCUCGCGGCACAAGUCACCAACCCAGGAGGUAUGUACAACAAACAAACAAACGAACAAACAGUAACAAGUCAAAAACACUAAUAAACAAACAACAAACAUACAAUAUUUUAUCGCCAUGCAAACAUACAAAGAACUUAUAACAAACAUACAAACAACAAGCUACAAACAAACAAACAAACAAACAAACAAACAAACAAACAAACAAACAAACAAACAAACAAACAAACAAACAAACAACAUGCCAUCAAAAUAUUUCUGACAAUCCAACCUCUUGUUAGGGACCCCACUUUAAUACACAGACAGGUCUAAAAAUGUAUACAAAUUUGCGUUGGAAUACUUCAUCUACAAAAAGUAAUCUACUAUUAGUAAAACAGACACUAUGUUCCAACAAUACAUAAUUCUCAUCAUUAGAACAUUAAUAAAACUGAUACCUUUCUAAUUUGAACACUGCUAUGUCCCUUCAUUCUUUGCAUUCCUCGUUUGCACUUGACGUCAUGGUGGCUAUGUUGGAGGAACGCUAUCAAAAGAAUAUCAUUAGCAGCUGUUGUCUUAUAAAUCUCAAAAGAUUGAUCGCAAACCAUCAAUCAUGAUCAUGACAUUUCUUUUCAUUUAGACACAUCAGACAUUGCUGGCUUCUCAUUAGCGGGUUUACUCCCCAAUGAUAAAUCAUUCUAUCGCUACCAAGGAUCAUUGACCACCCCUGGAUGUGAAGAAGUGGUCACAUGGACUGUAUUUGCCAACACUGUUGAAAUCUCUGAAGCACAGGUAACCAUGCACAUUAUAUCGUGUGAAACUGUUAAUUGA
This is a messenger RNA of Paramuricea clavata, 1241 nucleotides long. The record is from the annotation of a GenBank genome assembly. NCBI's taxonomy places the organism in Eukaryota, Metazoa, Cnidaria, Anthozoa, Malacalcyonacea, Plexauridae.